Saprolegnia parasitica CBS 223.65 is the source of this 946-nucleotide messenger RNA. RefSeq lists its product as hypothetical. Gene Ontology annotation, molecular function: DNA-binding transcription factor activity. The coding region runs from base 33 to 884 and encodes 283 amino acids. The transcript has 4 exons. The record is from RefSeq and is a predicted model, not a curated record. Gene Ontology annotation, biological process: regulation of DNA-templated transcription. Lineage: Eukaryota; Oomycota; Saprolegniomycetes; Saprolegniales; Saprolegniaceae.
GCAGCACAUUCCACAGAAGCCGUUGAAGGAUAAUGAUGAGCUGCUUGAGCGUUGCGGACCGCCGCCUCAUCGAGGCCGUCGCCACCAUGGAUGCGGAGAAGGAGGCGAUGGGCUACGAUGCGCAGCAGCACCGGCGGCUGCAAUGCCGCAAGAGCCAAAAGUCCUUCCGGGAUCGCAAGAAGAAGGAGCACGAAGCCAUCAUCACGACCGUGACGGCGCUGCAGGACGAGGUUGCGGCGCUGCAGCAGCGCGCGGCGAGCCUCGUGCGCCAAGUACCGCUCGUCCACGUGCUCCGCAUUCAGCCCGACUUUGAUGGCGGGCCCACGGCCAAGAUGGCCCGCCAAUACAUUACACUUUUUAAGCAGGGCUACAACUCGUCGAGGCGCAAGCUCAGCGUCAAGCAGGCCAACUUCCUCACGGCCGUCGCAGUGCCCCAUGUUCGAUACGACCACGGCGUCGGCGUCCAGUGCAUCUUGGACAAUUGGCAGCGCUACACGUCGUCGUUCUCGUCGGUGUCGAUGGAGAUGCACGACUGCGUCGUUACCAAGACGGACGACGGCGCGAUCGUCAAGGGUGUCGUCAAGUCCUUCCUCAAGAUCAGCCGCAACUCGAUUAGCACCUUCUUCCCGUACUGCCCCGACCACCUCAAGUCCCGGCUUGUCGGUCAAGUCAUGACGGUGUAUGCGACGAUGCACUGGUGCUUUGACGAGGACGACCAUCUCGUCGCGCUCACGGGCAACGCCGACUUUACGUCCGCGCUCCUCUCGAUCUUGCACGAUAUCGACGCCGUCGCGGCCGUUCUCAACCAAGCCGCCUUUAAGCACAUCCCCGAAGAGCCCGUCGCGCCGCCGCAAAAAAAAAUGGACCUCUCGUACAUCACCUAAUAUUGUAGUCGGCAACUAUAAGAAAAACGUAGUACACGAUGUUUGUGAAUAACACCUAGCCC